Molecule: messenger RNA, 4172 nt
Organism: Pseudopodoces humilis (Tibetan ground-tit)
Lineage: Eukaryota; Metazoa; Chordata; Aves; Passeriformes; Paridae
Source: RefSeq, a predicted model, not a curated record
ACGUUUGUGACUUAUGCAUACACCAAUGACAAGCCAUUGCAGCCUGCCCAGGCAUUUGCAUCCCUUUCACUGUUCCACAUUCUGGUCACACCUCUGUUCCUGCUGUCCACCGUGGUUCGUUUUGCAGUCAAGGCCAUCGUGAGUGUACAGAAGCUGAACGAGUUUCUCCUGAGUGAUGAGAUUGGAGAUGACAGCUGGAGAGGGGGGGACAGCUCUGUUCCUUAUGAAUCCUGUAAGAAGCACACAGGACUUCACACCAAGGCCAUCAAUAGGAGGCAGCCCCUGAGGUAUCAGCUUGAAAGCUACGAGCAGCCAAAAAGGAAGCACACACGACCUGUGGAGAUCGAUGAUGUGGCCAUUAAGGUGACCAAUGGAUACUUUUCGUGGGGAAGUGGUUUAGCUACACUGUCCAACAUAAACAUUAGAAUCCCAACAGGUCAGAUGACAAUGAUCGUGGGCCAAGUUGGCUGUGGCAAGUCUUCACUUCUCCUUGCUAUACUGGGAGAGAUGCAGACCCUGGAGGGAAAAGUUCACUGGAGCAAUGUAAAUGAAAUGGAACCUUCUUUUGAAGCAUCCAGAAGUAGGAACAGGUACUCCGUGGCUUACGCAGCUCAGAAACCGUGGCUGCUCAAUGCCACCGUGGAGGAGAACAUCAUCUUUGGCAGUCCCUUUAAUAAGCAGAGGUACAAGGCUGUUACAGAUGCCUGUUCUCUGCAGCCUGAUAUUGACUUACUACCAUUUGGUGACCAGACAGAAAUUGGAGAAAGGGGGAUUAAUUUAAGUGGUGGCCAACGACAGAGAAUCUGUGUUGCUCGAGCACUCUACCAGAACACCAACAUUGUCUUCUUGGAUGACCCAUUCUCUGCACUGGACAUUCACUUAAGUGAUCACUUAAUGCAGGAAGGGAUUUUGAAGUUUCUGCAAGAGGACAAGAGGACUCUUGUUCUAGUGACACAUAAAUUACAAUAUCUGCCACAUGCUGACUGGAUCAUAGCAAUGAAGGAUGGAAUGGUGCUUAGAGAAGGAACACUAAAGGAUAUCCAAAACAAGGAUGUUGAGCUGUAUGAACACUGGAAAACUCUGAUGAAUCGCCAAGAUCAAGAGCUGGAAAAGGAUAUGGAAGCUGACCAGACAACUCUUGAGAGAAAAACCCUUAGAAGGGCCAUGUACCCCAGAGAAUCUAAGUCACAACUGGAAGAUGAAGAUGAAGAGGAGGAAGAGGAAGAAGAUGAAGAUGAUAACAUGUCAACUGUCUUGAGGCUCAGGACAAAGAUGCCAUGGAAAACCUGUUGGAGAUAUCUAACCUCUGGAGGAUUUUUCUUGCUCUUUCUGAUGAUUUUCUCCAAGCUGUUGAAACACUCAGUUAUUGUGGCCAUAGAUUAUUGGCUUGCUACAUGGACAUCCAUGGACAAUGCAAAUGAAGCCAGGAAUACUGAUGAGGAUAAGAACACAGAGAAGGCUUAUCAUGUAGCUGUCUUCAGCAUCCUCUCUGGAGCUGGAAUUAUCCUUUGCCUCAUCACAUCCCUGACUGUGGAGUGGAUGGGCCUCACAGCAGCCAAGAACCUACACCACCAUCUCCUCAACAAGAUCAUCCUUGGACCAAUCAGGUUCUUUGACAUGACUCCACUGGGGCUAAUUCUAAAUCGCUUCUCUGCUGAUACAAAUAUCAUUGAUCAGCACAUCCCUCCCACACUGGAGUCUCUGACCAGAUCCACCUUGCUCUGCCUGUCAGCCAUUGGAAUGAUCUCCUAUGCCACUCCAUGGUUCCUUGUGGCCCUCGUGCCCCUGGGCAUAGCAUUUUAUUUUAUCCAGAAAUACUUCAGGGUUGCUUCCAAGGACCUCCAGGAACUUGAUGACAGCACCCAGCUCCCUCUGCUGUGUCACUUCUCUGAGACAGCUGAAGGCCUUACCACCAUCAGAGCAUUCGGGCACGAAGCCAGAUUUAAACAACGUAUGCUGGAGCUGACGGACACGAACAACAUUGCCUACUUAUUUCUGUCAGCUGCCAACAGAUGGCUGGAGGUCAGGACGGAUUACCUGGGUGCUUGUAUUGUCCUGACUGCUGCUGUCACUUCCAUCACUGAAGGGCCACACUCGGGGUUUGUGGGGCUGGGUCUCCUGUAUGCUCUGACGAUAACCAACUACCUGAACUGGGUAGUGAGGAAUCUGGCUGAUCUGGAAGUGCAGAUGGGUGCAGUGAAAAAAGUACACAGCUUCCUGAACAUGGAGUCAGAGAACUAUGAAGGCUACCUGGAUCCCUCUCAAGUCCCCAAAGACUGGCCCCAGGAGGGGGAAAUCAAGAUUGAAAAUUUGUGUGUUCGCUAUGAAAACAACCUGAAGCCUGUUCUGAAGCAUGUGAAGGCCUAUAUCAAACCAGGACAAAAGGUUGGGAUCUGCGGUCGUACUGGCAGCGGCAAAUCCUCCCUGUCCUUGGCAUUCUUCAGAAUGGUGGACAUUUUUGAUGGGAGGAUAGUAAUUGAUGGGAUAGACAUCAGCAAAUUGCCUCUGCACACGCUCCGGUCACGGCUCUCCAUUAUUCUCCAGGACCCAAUCCUGUUCAGUGGCUCCAUCCGCUUUAAUUUGGAUCCCGAAUGCAAAUGCACUGAUAACAGACUCUGGGAAGCUCUGGAGAUUGCUCAGUUGAAGAACAUGGUCAAGUCAUUGCCAGGAGGCCUUGAUGCCAUGGUCACAGAAGGAGGGGAAAACUUUAGUGUGGGGCAAAGGCAGCUCUUCUGUCUGGCCCGAGCCUUUGUCCGCAAGAGCAGCAUCCUCAUCAUGGAUGAAGCCACAGCAUCUAUUGACAUGGCCACAGAAAACAUCUUGCAGAAGGUUGUGAUGACUGCCUUUGCUGACCGCACAGUUGUAACAAUAGCACACCGGGUUCAUACCAUCCUCACUGCAGACCUGGUCAUCGUCAUGAAGCGAGGGAACAUCCUGGAAUAUGAUACUCCUGAGAACCUGCUUUCCCAGGAAGAUGGCAUCUUCGCUUCCUUUGUCCGGGCUGACAUGUGAACAGCCACAAAAUGCAUUUUAACAGCUUAUUUUUAAACAGAUGAAAUGCAAAUAUUUUCUACUCAGUGUAACAUCAUUUUACCUUUCUUGCUUUGUUUUUUAGAGCUUCUUUCUUUACACUUCCAUCUUCCAAAAUAAUAAAGCCUAUUGCAAUACAUAUAUGCCUUGAAGCAUUAAAAAUGUCACUUUAUUUAAAGCUAUUAAACUUCACACACACACACACACACACACACACACACACAUAUGCACACACAGAAUGGAGAAGUUUUUACUUCCUGGGAAUUUGGCAUUUUCCUUAGAAUUUUUACUGACUUUAUUUUUGUUUAAAGAAAGAAAAAGAAUGCACCGAUCUUAUAAACUUCUUAUGUUAUGCAGGAACCAGCAAUCAAAUCGUGCAGUUUGUCAAGGAAGCAAGAGGUUCCCCAGAUACAUUCCAUCUCCAGAGGGAAAAAUUAGGAAAGACAUCCAAGCCCAUAACACUUGGGGCAGUCUGCUGCAUUCCAAAGGCAUAAACUCUCCAAGUUGUAGCAGAGGGACAGUGAAUGAGGGAAAAGAAAUUAAUCAGGAAUAAAGAUGUUCUUCCUGUCCUUCACUUUAGUAAGCACACUUCAGUGGUGACAGAACUUUUUUCAGUGCAAUGAUGGUUUACUCCUACAGUCAGUUUUUAAAUCCAUAUUAAUUCUUACAACUUUCAUUAAAGAUUCAAAUCAUCCUAUGAUUAUGCAUGCUUUGAUAGACUUGUAGAGGAAUUUUGUACAGUAUCUCAAGACUUUAUAUUAAAAUUGAUCUGAAUUUAUAAACUUGAUAUUAACCAAUCCUUUGAUCAUGUCUACUAAAAUAUUCUGCUUAAAACGGCACGUAAUUAGCCAACCACUAAUCAUUUUAUAUGUCUUUUGUCUGUGGACCGGAUUUCUCUGAGCCUGAGAGAAUUACAGCCUGUCAGUGGCUGAUCUGUUCUCAAGAGAAAGUUUAUUGAGAGCUCUCUCGCUCAAGGACGAUCUUUGUAAACCGUUUUACUUUCUCAAAACAGUUCUGUAUAACUGUAGAUAGUGUGUUUUUCUCUUGUCCCACCAAUGGGACAAGAGGUGGUGUUCCCCUAACCAAUCAUGUUAAGCCUGUAGCGUAAAACCCUAUAAAAACGGAAAAGUUGAAAAAAUAAA